Molecule: messenger RNA, 2353 nt
Organism: Thunnus maccoyii (southern bluefin tuna)
Lineage: Eukaryota; Metazoa; Chordata; Actinopteri; Scombriformes; Scombridae
Gene: dpagt1
Product: dolichyl-phosphate (UDP-N-acetylglucosamine) N-acetylglucosaminephosphotransferase 1 (GlcNAc-1-P transferase)
Exons: 9
Coding region: 352-1572 (406 amino acids)
Biological process (GO): protein N-linked glycosylation; dolichol-linked oligosaccharide biosynthetic process
Cellular component (GO): membrane
Molecular function (GO): UDP-N-acetylglucosamine-dolichyl-phosphate N-acetylglucosaminephosphotransferase activity
Source: RefSeq, a predicted model, not a curated record
UCCGGAUUAUUUUGAAGACUGUGACCGGAAGUGUCAUGUUCUCCUGACACACGGAACUUUAUGGUCAAACUGAUAGACGUGGAGUUUAGACAGCCAAGUAGUUUACAGAUAAUAGCAUCAACAGCCCGUAAUGAGAAAUGUUAUGGAUUACCUGUGUGAUGUAUGGAUGUAUUCUUCUUUGACACCGGAGUUACGGAGAUGUAUGCUGCUCUGAAAUGAUGGUAUGACAUGUUUUUACCUCGGUGAAGACAGCCAAAGCUCGUUCAUCGAUCGCCUGAAAGGGGAACGUCAGAUUAUCUAGAAACGUGAUUUGAUCUGUCAGAAACUGACCCACCAAAAAACCCUGCAAACAUGUCGCCAGUACCCGUCCUGCCGCUGGUGAUCAACUGCUUCAUGUCUGUGCUGGGCUGCAUGGCCACAAUCAAACUCAUUCCUGCCUUCAAAGACCAUUUCAUCUCAGCUAGGCUGUACGGAAUGGACCUAAACAAAACAAAUAAAAAGGAAGUCCCAGAGUCCCAGGGUGUCAUCAGUGGGACGGUCUUCCUCAUCAUCCUCUUCUGCUUCAUCCCAGUGCCUUUCCUUAGCUGCUUUGUAGGAGAUCAGUGCAAGGGCUUCCCACACAAUGAGUUUGUACAGCUGAUAGGCGCACUCUUGGCCAUCUGUUGUAUGAUCUUCCUGGGAUUUGCUGAUGAUGUGCUGAACCUGCGGUGGAGACACAAGCUCCUGCUUCCCACCAUGGCUUCCCUGCCACUGCUGAUGGUCUAUUUUACCAACUUUGGUAACACAGUCAUCGUGGUGCCCAAGCCCUUCAGAGCACUACUUGGGCUGCACUUGGAUCUGGGUAUUCUUUACUAUGUCUACAUGGGAAUGCUUGCGGUAUUCUGCACAAACGCCAUCAACAUCCUAGCCGGAAUUAACGGCAUCGAGUCAGGUCAAGCUCUGUUUAUCUCCGGCUCCAUCAUCGUCUUCAACCUGCUGGAGCUCAGUGGAGAUUACCACGAUGACCACGUUUUCUCCCUCUACUUCAUGAUACCCUUCUUCUUCACCACAUUAGCACUUUUUUACCACAACUGGUACCCCUCAUCUGUGUUUGUGGGAGACACUUUCUGCUACUUUGCAGGGAUGACCUUUGCUGUAGUCGGCAUCUUGGGACACUUCAGCAAAACAAUGCUGCUGUUCUUCAUUCCUCAAGUGGUUAACUUUGUCUACUCCUUGCCUCAGCUUUUCCACGUCAUCCCCUGUCCCAGACACAGACUCCCCAGACUGAAUCCAGACACAGGCAAACUGGGGAUGAGCUACUCUAAAUUCAAAAGAAAGGACCUUUCUAAAUUAGGACAUCUCAUUCUGAGGGUGGCAGAGUUAUUGAAACUGCUAGAAGUGCGAAGGGGCCAAGAGGGAGAUGGUGAAUUUAUUGAGUGCAACAACAUGACCUUAAUAAAUCUUGUACUGAAAUUACUCGGCCCCAUCCAUGAGAGAAACCUCACAGUCAUCAUGCUCAUCAUACAGGUGAUGGGUAGCGCAGUGGCUUUUGGGAUCCGUUAUCAUCUGGUGCGCCUCUUCUACGACGUCUAGACAGCUCUGCAGGAAACCUGAGAGAAUACUGACUGAGAAAAUAUGAUAUAUUUGUGGAACUAUUGCACAGGCUCAUUGUUCAUUCGCCUUUUAAUAGAUUCCAUUACCUCGCUGUUACUUCUCUGCCUCAGACUUUGACCCAGUGCAAAGAUUUAAAGUGAUAUUUCACUUUGGUAGAACAUUUUCAUGUACCGUGUAAGCAUAAACAGCUUCAACAGUUGUGUUUGUUAUUCUCCUUCCACCAUGUGUUUCAUGAAUUACAGGCAGGAUAAUGUAACAUUGUCAUCUGUGUUCACCCUGAAGGUAUAUUUUUUUAUACUGGGUUUUUGUAAGGAUAGUAGAGUAAGUGGGGGUGACUUUCAGUCUUCAGAGCUGCCAACAUCAGCUCUUAAAUUGUUACUGUUUGAUAAGUUUAAGAACUUAUAGAAGGGCUCACUCACACUUCAUUUUGCAUGACUAUCAAUCCAUGCAACAUGUGAGUUAUCUUUUUUUUCAUCCGAAUAAACGCACACAGAAUGAUCAUCGUAAACAAAAGCAGUGAAAACAUAAGGAAGUCCAAAGACUAUCACUGAGAAUAUCGGUGGAGACAGAUAAAUAGAUGGAAUAUUAGAGGAAAUUGAGGUCUUUGAAAGGUGAAGGGUGUCCCGACUACAAUAAUUAGAAUUGAUUGUUUUUAGUUUUCUUGGUAUUAUUGGAUACAUAUCUGUAUUUUUAUGACGGAUAUGUAUGUUCCCCAGGGGUUCAUCAAUGUGAAGUCGAAUGCCACUGGACUAUUUUGUUU